Molecule: messenger RNA, 634 nt
Organism: Macadamia integrifolia
Lineage: Eukaryota; Viridiplantae; Streptophyta; Magnoliopsida; Proteales; Proteaceae
Product: transport and Golgi organization 2 homolog
Source: RefSeq, a predicted model, not a curated record
GGCAGGAAGAGUCCAAUGGAGUUUGCAAAAGAAGUGGUAAAAGAAGCAGAUCAGUAUAAUGGAUUUAAUCUGAUAUUAGCAGAUCUUUCUUCCAAAACCAUGGUUUAUGUCUCCAACAGACCAAAGGGGCAGCCUGCUUCCAUUGAAUUAGUUUCUCCGGGUAUUCAUGUGCUUUCAAAUGCAAGGCUAGACUCCCCCUGGCACAAGGCUGAGCGUUUGAGUGAGAAUUUCAAGCAACUAUUUGGAAAAUAUGGCGAAGGUGAAGUCCCUGUAAAAGAGAUGGUUGAAGAAUUGAUGACUGAUACAGUUAAAGCAGAUGAAAGCAGACUACCUCAUAUUUGUUCUACCGAAUGGGAAUUAAAGUUGAGUUCCGUAUUUGUAGAAGUAGACACUCCACUGGGGUGUUAUGGCACUAGAAGCACUGCUGCAUUGACUCUGACAACAAGUGGAGAAGUAAGCUUUUACGAGAAGUAUCUUGAGAAUGAAGCCUGGAAGGAGCACACCACCAAUUUUCAAAUAAAGAAUCCUGAGAACUAGAUAGAGAGAGGUGGUGCAAUCCAGAUUUUAGUGUGAGAAGUUGCAAACAGUACAUUCUCUUUGAAUAAUAAAAUAAAGAGGUCAUCCUCCCUGACAA